Molecule: messenger RNA, 1701 nt
Organism: Effrenium voratum
Lineage: Eukaryota; Dinophyceae; Suessiales; Symbiodiniaceae
Source: the annotation of a GenBank genome assembly
AUGGCUCGGAACCCUGGGAGAAGCGUGGAAUUGGCCCAUGUGAGCGGGCGGUGUGAGAAGGCACAGCCCAGAAUUGCCGCGAUUUUGGGUGACUUGCAGCUGGAAGGCGUCUUGAUGGACUUUGAAGAUCGGCGCAUCAUGGGAACUGGAAGCCGCCCAGAGGCGGAGGGCCACGUAACCCCCGCAGCUCUGCUCUUAGAGGGCUGGAAGCAGUUCACAAGUUCGCUGCAAAAGGCGACGAGAGCGAGAGCUCUCGCCGCAAACGAGCGCCGGCUGAAAUUCGAGCACUCUGAGCAAGGGACGCCGUGGCAACGGGGCUCCACCGCUUCCAGCGGCAAGCUAGGAGAAGCAGGCGAAAGCAAGAGCUCCAAGCUUAGAGAACGGCCGGAGCGGGAGCGGCCGGAGCGGCCAGAGCGGGAGUCGCCAGACCGCAAGGGCAGCCGGCGGCGACCUAGCGAAGAGGCCGCGCCAAGCGCCCACCUGCCGCCGGAAGUGGCGGAGGAGCUGCAGGCAGAGCUGGACGAAUGCCUUGACACCAUCAAGCCGGGACCCGCGUUCAACGCGGUGAACAUGGUACCCAAUGCCUUGAACAUGGCACUGAAUUUGCAUAAGAAGGUGGAGACUCCAUCGCAGGUUGCAACUGUCAGCCUGCAGGGCCUUCGAAGAGCAGACCCCAACAACGCGAGGGCGCUGCUCGAGUCGUUGAGGGCUCAUGGCUUUGCCUGGCUCAACUUUGAGGCGGAGGACCCGUUGACCCAGGCGGCGCAUGCCGCCCUCCCCGCAGCAGGAGCCUUCCUUGCCAGCAAGGAGGGAGCGGGCGCGGCGCACGCCAUGCAAGGCCACUUCAGCACCAAGCACAAGGAUGGCCUUCGUCUGGCCACCGGCUCCUGGCUACCUGCGCCAUCCGACGGCCUGGAGGAGUUGAUGGUGAACCUAGCAGCUGCGUUUGAUGCUGCGCAGAAAGAUGUGGUGACGACUCUGGCAAAUGUGCUUUGGGGUCAGCCCCAUACAGUGGCUGCCUUGGCCUCGAUGUGCGACCUGCCGCUCCUGGCAGCGCCGGGACUAGAGCAUUAUGGGCUGCUGGACGUGGUGCGCUACAGGAUGGGCCCAGACAGUCCAGACGAGGUGGUCUCCGCGCACGUUGACCCCGGGCUGCUGAUCAUGAGCCUUCCAUCCAGUACUGCUGGCCUUGAGUUGAAAACUGGCUCGCAGGUCUCCGGCAGUUGGCUUGCAGCGCCUCCGGGCCUCGGGGUGCUGUGGACGGGGGCGGCGGCACAGAUGCUGGGGCUGCCCAGCGGUCUUCACCGCGUGGUGGCUUCGCCAGAGAGGCAGCCGCGCGUGAGUGCCUGGCACGAGAUUUGCACCCGCGCGCAGCUUUGCGAGCCCAUGCUGCGCUCGGUGGAAAGGGCGAAUUGCCAGCUGAAGCUGGGCGGCACGGUCGGCACAGAGCAAGUGCUGAGGCUGCUGCAGGCGAGCGAGGACCACGACGCCGCGCGCUCGGCGCAGCUGAUGCACCGCAAGGGCGUGCCCGUGGGCAAGUCCGGCGUGCGCAUGAUUGAGAAGCUCGUGCCGCUGCGCGGGGACGAGCUGCAGAUGUUGGCGUCGCAGUCCGGACGGAACGCCAUGAGGGUUCCCACCAUGCAGAGGGGUCCCACCACGCAGACCAUGCCAAGCGAUGUCGUGGAGGUCGUUCCCAUGUAG